GUCCCUGAGCAUAGUUUCAGUUUUGACAGCAGAAUCCAGUGCCCUGCUGGCAGCUUCUAGAGAGGCAGGGAUUCCGGACUGGCCGGAGGGCUGUGCCCCUGGUACUGGAGCAGCGGGAGAGAGGAAGGUGCUCAAACAUCUCUCCCAAGAGGUCGACCUGGCCAGCGCAGGCCCCUGCUGCGCCACCAGCAACGAUGCUUUCCCUGCUUGUCUUCCUGCUGGCUGCCUUCCCAGUGGUCUCUACGAAAAGCCCCAUAUUUGGUCCUGAGGAAGUGAGCGCCAUGGAAGGGAGCUCAGUGUCCAUCAUGUGCUACUACCCAUCCACCUCUGUCAACCGGCACAGUCGGAAGUACUGGUGUCGCCAGGGAGCUAAAGGCAGCUGCACGACCCUCAUUUCCUCAGGAGGCUAUGUCUCCAAAGACUACGUGGGCAGAUCCAGCCUCACCAACUUCCCAGACCUUGGUGCCUUCAUGGUAAAUAUCACCCAUCUCAGCCAAGAGGAUUCUGGGCACUACAAGUGCGGCCUGGGCGUCAGCAACCGAGGCCUGAACUUUGAUGUAAGCCUGGAGGUCAGCCAGGAUUCUCUGCUCCCAAACACUGACGUCUACACUGUGGACAUGGGCAAGACAGUGACCAUCAGAUGUCCAUUCAGGAGUGAGAACGCUGAUAAAAAGAAGAUCUUGUGCAAGAAGACAGAUCAGUCCUGCGAGCUAGUCAUCAACUCCAAUCGGGAGGUGGGCCCCAGCUUUCAAGGCAGAGUCAGCCUAGCUAUUCAGGGCACCGACCAAUCCGCAUUCAACGUCGUCAUCAACCAGCUGAGAACUGGUGAUGCAGGGAUGUACAUCUGCCAAGCCGGGGAGGAUCCUAGCAGUGACAAAAAGAAUGUUGAUCUCCAGGUGCUAAAGCCUGAGCCCGAGCUGGUUUAUGGACAACUGAGGGGUUCAGUGACCUUUGACUGUGCCUUGAACCCUGGGGUGGUGAAUUUGCCAAAAUUUCUAUGCCGGGUGAACAAGAAUAAAGGCUGCGAUGUGAUCGUCAACACCUUGGGGAGGAGGGAUCCGGCCUUUGAGGGCAGGAUCCUGCUCAGUGACACGGUUACAGCAGACGGCCACUUCAGUGUGCUGAUCACAGGCCUGCAGACUGGGGAUGCGGGAGAAUACCUGUGCGGAGCCCACUCAGAUGGAGAGCCCCAGGAAGGCUGGCCCCUCCAGGCUUGGCAGCUCUUCGUCAACCAGGAGACCAUAAUGCCCCAUGUGCCCACGGUUGUGAAGGGGGUGACAGGAGGCUCUGUGACUGUGCUCUGCCCCUACGACCCCAAGGACAGCAAGAGCCUCAAGUACUGGUGUCGCUGGGAUGGAGAGCGAAAUGGCCGCUGCCCGCUGCUGGUAGAGAGCCAGGGGAAGGUUCAGGAGGAGUACGAGGGCCGGCUGGCUCUCUUUGAGGAGCCAGGCAAUGGCUUCUACACCGUCAUACUCAACCAGCUCACCACCCAGGAUGCUGGCUUCUACUGGUGUCUCACCAGCGGCGAUACUCACUGGAGGACCACAGUGGAGAUCAAGGUUGCUGAUGGAGAACCGAGCCUUAAGGUAUCGAAGAACACAAAUGCUGUGCUGGGGCAGACCCUCAAGCUAUACUGCCACUUCCCAUGCAAAUUCUAUUCUUACGAGAAAUACUGGUGUAAGUGGAGCAACCAGGGCUGCCAGGCCCUGCCCAGCCAAGAUGAAGGCCCCAGCCAGGCUUUUGUGAGCUGUGACCAGAACAGCCGGCUUGUCUCCAUGACCCUGCAGUCUGUCACUGUGGAGGAUGAGGGCUGGUACUGGUGUGGUGUGAAGCAGGGCCAGACCUUUGGAGAGACUGCAGCUGUCUAUGUGGCAGUUGAAGAGAAGGCAAAGGGGGCUGGUGCCAUCAACCCAACAGCUGCAAACAGUGCUCCUGAGGAGGAGGUGGUAAAGCCCCAGGUGGAGAACAAAGCUGUGCAGAACCAGAACCCCAGGCUAUUCGUAGAGGAAAGAGUGGUGGAAAAUUCAGGAAACCAAGCCAGUGGGGGCAGAGCAUCUGUAGAUGCCAGCAGCUCUGAAGGACACAGUGGGAGUUCCAAAGUUCUGCUCUCCACUCUGGUGCCCCUGGGCCUGGUGCUGGCGCUGGGGACUGUGGCUGUGUGGGUGGCCAGAGCCCGGCACCGGAAGAAUGUGGACCGCUUAUCCAUUAGAAGCUACAGGACAGACAUUAGCAUGUCAGACUUUGAGAACUCCAGAGAUGUAGGUGGUCACGACAACAUGGGAGCCUCUCCAGUCACUCAGGAGACAGUGCUUGAAGGAAAAGUUGAGGUCAUGGACAACACUGAGAGCACCAAGGACAACGAGGAGCCCAAGAAGGCAAAAAGGUCAUCCAAGGAGGAAGCUGAUAUGGCCUACUCGGCCUUCGUACUCCAGUCCAACAACAUUGCUACCCAGGCCCAGGAUGGGCCCAAGGACGCCUAAGCAGAGCCAGCCACCCGUCGCACCCACGACAAUCACCUUCAGAAUCAUGUUGAUCUUUGGACCCCAGCUUCAGAGGCCUCCACUGCCUGCCCUCACCCCCACCUGGGCUUUUCUCCUUGUCCUCAGAGGGGCACUGCUUCACCUUCACUACCCCAUGGGGACAUUAAAGCCUGUCCUAAUUGCUUCUGCUAGGGUGAAGGGUGUGAGGAGCUUCGACCUGCAGCUUCUUCCACUUGAGAGAAGCUACAGAACUGGGCAAGGAUUCAGGUUUUGGAUGGGCUACUGUGAAAGCAGGGACCAGCUUGGGGCCCAUCUCAGGAAAGAGCCACUUGGAGCCUCUCUGUACCCGAGGGGGAGAAGUCAAGGAGAUUUUUCCAUCCACUCCAUCUCGGCCUCCCUUUCUCUCUUCUUUCCUUCAUUCCAAAGACAUGUGUGAAUCUUAGGAGAAUCCAGGUGCCCUGCUACACACUGGGAUAGGUGUUCCUCAAAACUCAGCUCGGUCUAAAAGGCUAUAAAUGCCCUGUACAAGG
This is a messenger RNA of Octodon degus (degu), 3010 nucleotides long. It is a transcript of the gene Pigr, whose product is annotated as polymeric immunoglobulin receptor. The record is from RefSeq and is a predicted model, not a curated record. The transcript is spliced from 11 exons. Lineage: Eukaryota; Metazoa; Chordata; Mammalia; Rodentia; Octodontidae. Gene Ontology annotation, cellular component: plasma membrane. Gene Ontology annotation, molecular function: transmembrane signaling receptor activity. The coding region runs from base 195 to 2480 and encodes 761 amino acids.